AUGCAUUUUAUCUCCGUAGCUUGGGUAGGUUCUCUGGCUUAUGCAUCCGGUAGUCUCUUUGGGCCUUUUGUUGGACUUCUCUGCGAUCGAUUCAGCCAUCGCAAAGUUGCAGUGGGUGGGGGGAUGUUAGCUUCCCUGAGUCUCUUUGCAACAUCUCAAGCACCCAGUUUAACAAUGAUGUACUUCACCUUUGGUUUGACAUUCGGCCUCGGUUGCAGCUGUUUAUAUUUCGUUUCCCUGACCAUAUUACCCAAGUACUUUCUGAAGAGACGCGCAUUAGCAACAGGACUGGUUCUUAUGGGUCCUUGCGCAGGCUUGAUAGUUAUGAGCCCCAUCAUUCAGAGCCUGUUAAACGCCACCACAUGGAGGGUCACAUUAAUAGCCAUGGCGGGAAUGACGCUGAUCACAUGCUUUCUAUCAUUCUCAUUUGAUUCGAACGUUCCAAAAGAUGAGUGUCAAGUUAUAAAGACAGUGGAUGAAAGCUCUGAUGUCAGGUCUUCUUUAGUUGUAUUGACCUCUGCCAGGAAAGCUGAAUCAUCCCAAUUAUGUUCAACUUUAAUCUUUUCCUACUUGAAGAAUAAGGAGUUUGUGAUACACUUGAUUGCCAGCGUCACUUGUUUUUGUGGUCUAACCAUUCCUAUUGUCCAUAUGGUAAGUUUGCACGGCGUUAGGGAAGUAAUGUAGUCAAACAACUCUGGUCAAACUCUAAGUCAUGAUUUCUGCGUCUUGAUAGAUUAAGCCUUUGAAUUUAUUUGAAUCAAUGUAACAUUCUGACGGACUGCCAAUCUACCGCCCUUCCCUUAAACCAACAUUGUGUUAUAGUGUGAACUUAAUGGGUUAGGGGAGCGGGGGUAAGUGGAAAGUUUCCGAGGAUCUUACUAUUGAUUCUUUUUGGUUGUAAUCCAUAGUAAUCUCUGCCAUCCUAGGUAGCACUUAGCCCCUUAUGGCUUAUUACUUCCUCUUUGGCUUAUUCCUAUUCAGUUACUUAACUAAUAUUUCGAGUUUUCCUUCAAUUCUAAGAUAAUUUUCUACGUGACAAAAAAUGGAUCCAGUUAUCGCAGGCUAAUUACAAAAGGGCCAAGAAAACAAAUAACGAGAACGCUUAGAACCAGAUAAGGCUUAAACCAUGCUGAUAUGAUUUUUGCAACGAUUCAAUAACAUACGUUCUGUUGCACUUAUACGCCAUGAGGUUCAAAGAAGACAAGAUAAACCCAAAAUUGCAGCCACUGUGGCUGCUGGUCAUAUCAUCUACUGCUACCAAGUGCAAUUAGACUUUUAAAAUUUUGGCUUCUCCAGUUUACGGAGGGGAAAAAUUACCGUGUCAAACUGGACUGUAUUUUUGUUUACUCUUCAUCAUUUCAGUUUUGUUCUUGUUUGUUUUUACUUUGUUUUUUUUUUACCCAGGCUCGUUAUUGCCAAGAACAAGGAAUAGACGCAAACCGAUCGUUUGUGAUGUACUUGUUCAAUGGGGUGGCAUCAGUAUUACUCAGGGCUCUGACAGGACACAUAUGUGAUAUAAAGAAAUUAGAUCCCAGAUGGGUCUUGCAAAUAGCCAUGUUCCUUGCGGGAAUCAUUUCAGUACUUAUGACACAUUUUCGCUCAUACAACGAGUUGUUUGCGUGUUUUGUUCUCUAUGGGGUUAUGGAUGGCACUAUAGUUUCCUCCUUGAACAUCUUGGCUCUUUAUACGCUCUCACCGGAGGAGAGACCUCAAGGGUUUGGAUUCUUCCACCUCUGUAUUGCAUUUUCACUCGCGGCCGGUCCACCGUUUGGAGGUAUG
Messenger RNA from Porites evermanni, 1779 nucleotides. NCBI's taxonomy places the organism in Eukaryota, Metazoa, Cnidaria, Anthozoa, Scleractinia, Poritidae. The record is from the annotation of a GenBank genome assembly.